AUGCAGCCCGAAAACCAAAAUACAAAGUUAUCAAAAUCUAAAUUCUUAAAAAUGAGACCAAAGAAUGUAAAAUUACAGAACCAGAGAAAACUAAUCCAGUGUCUAUGUGAAUAUUGUGAAAAUGUGAAUUUGAAAAUCACAGCAUUUAACAAUUUUGCAGUACGUAAGAAUCAACAACAGCUUAGAAUUAAUUGGCAACAAAAUCAGUUUAGACAAUUAAACAAUAGACCCCCAGAAAAAACUGUUGUCCUCACAAUGGAUUUUGCAGAAAACUUUUCUUGCUUUUCUCAAAAUGAAAUCCAAGGCGCCCAUUGGGCCAAAGACUCAGUUACAAUACAUCCAGUUAUAGCAAGAUAUCAGUGCAAAAACCAAGAAUGUAAUAAUUCAAUGGUAGAUGACAUCAUUGACAUCAUCAGUAAUGAUUUACAACAUGAUGUACAUGCAGUUCAAAAAUUUACAGAAGUGAUUAUAAAUUUUUUGAGGGAAGAAAGAGGAAUAGAUGUAGAAAAAAUGAAUGAUGAAGAGCAAGACAUUGAAAACAGGAAUGAUGAAGAGCAAGACAUUGAAAACAGGAAUGAUGAAGAGCAAGACAUUGAAAACAGGAAUGAUGAAGAGCAAGACAUUGAAAACAGGAAUGAUGAAGAGCAAGACAUUGAAAACGAACAAGAUAAAAGAGAUGAUGAUGAUGAUGAAAUAGUAACUGAAGAUGGACCUGAUCUCAAUAUGCUAAACAGGAAUGAUGAAGAGCAAGACAUUGAAAACGAACAAGAUAAUAGAGAUGAUGACGAUGAAAUAGUAACAAAAGAUGGACCUGACGAUUUCCUUGGAAGUGACUUGUUUACUGAACUACCAGAGCUAAAGG
This is a messenger RNA of Mytilus californianus (California mussel), 862 nucleotides long. RefSeq names its product glutamic acid-rich protein-like. The annotation marks the transcript as partial. NCBI's taxonomy places the organism in Eukaryota, Metazoa, Mollusca, Bivalvia, Mytilida, Mytilidae. The transcript is spliced from 4 exons. The record is from RefSeq and is a predicted model, not a curated record.